CCCCAACUACUCCGUACGAGUCAUACCAUUUGCUAUCUUGUUAUGGAUGCCCUCUCCCGCCUCAAUGGACAGAUCUCCACCUUUCUCGCUGUUGGCUUUCUAGCCUCGUGGGCCAUCACUGCGUUGAGUUUGACCGCCAUCAAUGUUCUCAAUACCGAAUUCACAUUCACCGCGCAUGCCGCCUCCAUCAGCUUGCUCACCUUCCUCAUCUGCCGAUUGCUGGUCCGCCUUCAGCCUAUCGCCCCCACCGAGGGGAGAACCAUCGCGCAUCUCCUUGCAACAGCAGACAACGGUUCUCGACGGGGCGCGCUCAUUUUCUUCUCUUUCUGCAGCACAUGGCUGUACGAGCUGCUGAGCAAAGGCCUCCUCCUGCUUCUGUUGACCUUCUUUGGCGGCGUCAUGGCGACCGUGAUUUACAACGACCCCAACUUCUCGGAAAAUUGGCACACUCAGUCGGUAUCCGAUCAGCCCCAGACGACGACGGCCCUGGCUGAAAUUAAAACCUUCAAGGAAAAGGCUGGCUUUGAUCCGACACAACUAUUUCGUUGGAUCCCGCCUCAGGCAGUCGUCUACUUUGUCGCCCUGGUGUGGUUUAACUUCAUCAGUCUGGGGCUGUACAUUCUUGGCCAUGCGCUGAAGGCUCUUUGUAGGAUCUUGGGAUUUACUGUUACGCGAACCACUAGCAAAGACGCCCACCCGGUGGAAAGACGCUCUUAAGAAUGCCCGGGUGGAAUGUCAUGUUAGCAGACUCAGUGCGUGACCCAAGGGGCGUCGUUAAGACUCGUCCCGAAUGUAAAAAAUGCUUUUCUC
Molecule: messenger RNA, 810 nt
Organism: Aspergillus eucalypticola CBS 122712
Lineage: Eukaryota; Fungi; Ascomycota; Eurotiomycetes; Eurotiales; Aspergillaceae
Exons: 1
Coding region: 43-717 (224 amino acids)
Source: RefSeq, a predicted model, not a curated record